Molecule: messenger RNA, 1234 nt
Organism: Drosophila biarmipes
Lineage: Eukaryota; Metazoa; Arthropoda; Insecta; Diptera; Drosophilidae
Exons: 7
Coding region: 63-1064 (333 amino acids)
Source: RefSeq, a predicted model, not a curated record
AUCUUUCGCGUUCGCACGCAAACAUUUCUUAAACGCAAAGUGCAAAAAUAUACAAAUCGGUAAUGCUGUCGAAAAUACAAGUUGUUGUGGUUCUCUACGCUCUUAUAAUACCACAAAAUGUUAAUAUGACUGCUAUUUAUAUAGAACUAAAGGACUAUACUGAUAGUCAAGAAGUGCAAAUAAAAUUACCAAAUAAAGAUACAUUGAGCAUUACGUUUAAUUUACAAAUGUUUAGGCCAAGUGAAACUUUAAAUGUGAAUAAUUUAACGUUAUUAACAACAGCCCCAAAUUCCGAAACUUUUACACCAGCAAUUGAUUCAAUAAUGACAACAGAGGCACCAAUACUACAAUCAAAUACGGAGAUAUUUAAUAAUACUAAAGUAGCAAUAGAAGAAAUAGCAACUGAAGGACCACUGAUAAAAACUCAAGAUACUCUAUUUACAAGACAUCCGACGCCCCCCGAGGACCUUGAAGACAGUGGAGAAGUUGAAGGUAGUGGCAGUGGUUAUGGUGUAUACGAUCCACAAAUUCAAGAUGAUAACGCCAUGUUAUCGACCUCAAGCACAGCUUCAACGCCAGUUGCGCCAACAACAACUACAACGACCAGUUCUUUGGAAGUCCGAACCACUUCAACGGAAAGCGUUUCGAUGACUCAUCAUCCUAAUCAGGAGAUUUUAAACAAAAGUGAAGUUUUAAAAAUAGAUGCUCCACCGAACAGAGUUUUAACGCCCCCUGAGGACCUCGAAUGGAGUGAAGAAGAUGAGUACAGUGGAAAUCAUCAAGGUAGCGGCGAUCACCACGGAAGUGGAGAUCACCAUCACCAUGGAAGUGGGGACCAUCAUGGUCAUGAUCAUCAUGGUAGUGGCCAUCAUCAAGGCAGUGGUGAUGGCAUUUUCCACGAACCAAUUGAAGAUGCCGCAAAUACCAAUGCUCACGUUAUUACCAAACGCAGCACAACUUCCGAGACCCAAAGAGAAGAUUUCUAUUUUCAAAGCAAUGAUUUUUACAGUAUUUUACAUAAAAAGCUAAAAAUUAUUCGUCAAUACUUAAACAAGGCAAAUUAAAUAUUUUGCUCAUAAAAUUGCGCCAUAAAAUAAUAUUAUAGCUACAUUAUGUUAAAUUUAAUUUUUAAACUAGACGUUAAUGGCUGGUAGCCGCCCAAUCAUUGUCCAAUUUACGACAUAUUUUCGAUUGCAACCACAAAUUGCCAACAAUAAAACGAAGGUGGCUGAAA